AUGUGUACAAAGAUGGUCCAAAUCCUCUGGGGAUGUUUCCUCCUGUGGAAUCUCUACAUCUCAUCUGCUCAGACCAUUUACCCUGGAAUCAAGGCGAGGGCUACUCAGAGAGCUCUGGACUAUGGCAUUCAAGCUGGGAUGGAGAUGAUUGAGCAAAUGGUCAAGGAAAGAAACAUCCCGGAUUUAAAAGGUUCUGAAUCUCCUGAAUUUCUGAAAAUUGAUUAUAUGAACUACAAGUUUAUAAACAUAAAAAUCAAUGCCUUUUCACUUCCAAAUACUUCACUAGCCUUUGUGCCUGGGGUGGGAAUCAGGGCCCUGAUCAAGCACGGCACUGCCAGCAUCAGCACAGACUGGGAAAUCAAGUCUCCAUUUUUCCAAGACACAGGAGGAGCUAAGCUGUUUCUCUCUGGGGUUUACUUCACCGGUAUAGUUGUCCUGGCCCGGAAUGACUUUGGUCACCCAAUCCUGAAGCUCCAAGACUGCAAUGCCCAAGUGAGCCACAAUGACAUCUCGUUUUCUGGAGAGCUCAGUGUCCUAUAUAACUUCUUUGCUGAGCCCAUGGAGAAACCCAUUUUAAAGAACUUAAAUAAAAUGCUCUGUCCCAUUAUCACAAGUGAGGUGGAGGCACUGAAUGCCAACCUCAGCAUGCUGGAGGUUUUAAGAAAGAUUGACAACUAUACUCUGCUGGAUUAUUCCCUAAUCAGUUCUCCAGAAAUUACUGAGAAUUACGUUGAUCUGAAUUUGAAGGGCGUAUUCUACCCCCUGGAAAACCUCACAGAUCCCCCCUUCUCAUCAGUUCCUUUUGUGCUCCCGGAACACAGUGACUCUAUGAUCUACGUUGGAAUCUCCGAGUAUUUCUUUAAAUCUGCGUCCUAUGCUUAUUUUACAGCUGGGGCUUUCAACGUCACUCUCACCACAAACAAGAUUUUCAACCAUUUGAUUCGCAACUCUCAAGGCCUUGGCAACAUGCUGCCCCGGAUUGCAGAGCUGUACAUCUUGUCCCAGCCCUUCAUGGUACAGGUCUUGGCAAGAGAGCCUCCCGUGGUCAAUUUAUUACCGGGUAACUUCACCCUAGACAUCCCUGCCUCCUUCGUGAUACUCACCCAGUCCAAGAACUCGACUGCGGAAACCAUCGUUUCCAUGGACUUUGUUGCUAGUACCAAUGUUGCCCUGGCUAUUUUGGGACAAAGAUUGAUCUGCUCUUUAUCUCUGAACAGAUUCCGCUUCUCUUUCCCAGAAUCCAUUCGCAGCAAUAUUGAGGUCUUGAGGUUUGAGAAUAUUCUGUCUUCCAUUCUCCACUUCGGAGUCCUCCCACUGGCCAACGCAAAAUUGCAGCAAGGAUUUCCUCUGCCCAAUCCACACAAAAUCUCACUCGUCAAUUCAAAUAUUGAAGUUCUUGAGGGUUUCCUUUUGAUUUCCACUGACCUGAAGUAUAAAACGUCCUUAAAACAGCAGCCAAGUUUCCAUGGUUGGGAAGCUCUGAACCUGAUAAGUGGACAGUGGAGGGUGAAGCCAGCCCCUUGA
Molecule: messenger RNA, 1524 nt
Organism: Lipotes vexillifer (Yangtze River dolphin)
Lineage: Eukaryota; Metazoa; Chordata; Mammalia; Artiodactyla; Lipotidae
Gene: BPIFC
Product: BPI fold containing family C
Exons: 15
Coding region: 1-1524 (507 amino acids)
Molecular function (GO): lipid binding
Source: RefSeq, a predicted model, not a curated record